Molecule: messenger RNA, 3327 nt
Organism: Pseudogymnoascus verrucosus
Lineage: Eukaryota; Fungi; Ascomycota; Leotiomycetes; Thelebolales; Thelebolaceae
Exons: 4
Coding region: 241-3240 (999 amino acids)
Biological process (GO): intracellular calcium ion homeostasis; calcium ion transmembrane transport
Cellular component (GO): membrane
Molecular function (GO): ATP binding; P-type calcium transporter activity; ATP hydrolysis activity
Source: RefSeq, a predicted model, not a curated record
ACAUUUUCUAAGCUAUUGUAAGCAGCCCGGACGUUCCUGUAAAUCUGGCCAUUCCUUCCCGUUCCUGAUUCCCUAGAGAAAUCCCACCGUCAACAACUGUAGAGAACUCUCAUUGACACAUCUACGCUUUCGUACAUGAUUGCUUUGAUUUAAUUCAACGUCCGUGACGUUGCUGCUACUGCUGCCCCUGGCUCGAUAAGAAUUUCAUCCACCAGACUUUGGACUACCGACCCCCACGCCAUGGAGAACGCAUUCGCCCAGUCUACGGGACAGGUUCUCAAGCAUUUUUCUGUGCAGGAGCAUAAGGGACUCGAUGAUGCGCAGGUAAUUGCGUCCAGAGCGAAAUACGGGAGCAAUGCUAUUCCCGAGGAACCCCCGACCCCGGUUUGGGAGCUUAUUCUAGAGCAAUUCAAAGACCAGCUCGUCAUUAUCCUUCUCGGUUCCGCUGCUGUAUCAUUUAUCCUCGCCCUUUUGGAAGAUGGAGGUGGCUGGACAGCUUUUGUGGACCCCGCAGUCAUCCUCACUAUCCUUAUCCUAAACGCCGUCGUCGGUGUCUCCCAAGAGAGCAGCGCCGAAAAAGCCAUUGCUGCACUACAAGAAUACUCUGCGAACGAAGCUAAGGUUGUCCGAAAUGGCCAUGUUGCUCGCGUCAAGGCGGACGAGCUGGUUCCCGGAGACAUCAUCACAAUCGCCGUUGGAGACAGGAUACCUGCAGACUGCAGAGUCAUCGCCAUCCAGAGCAACAGCUUUUCCGUGGACCAAGCUAUCCUGACUGGAGAAAGUGAGAGCGUGGGCAAGGAUGUUACGGCUGUCAAGGUGGAGAAUGCUGUCAAGCAGGAUCAAAUCAACAUGCUCUUCUCUGGAACAACUGUUGUCACUGGCCACGCUACCGCAGUCGUUGUUUUGACCGGCCUGUCGACCGCCAUCGGAGACAUCCACGAGAGCAUCACCGCACAGAUUUCCGCACCUACACCAUUGAAGGAGAAGCUCAAUGAUUUUGGAGACUCGCUGGCAAAGGUUAUUACCGUCAUCUGUAUCCUUGUUUGGGCUAUCAAUAUCCGCCACUUCAACGACCCCUCGCAUGGUGGCUGGACCAAGGGUGCCAUCUACUACCUGAAGAUUGCCGUAUCCCUGGGAGUUGCAGCAAUUCCCGAAGGUCUCGCCGUUGUUAUCACCACCUGUUUGGCCCUUGGAACCCGCAAGAUGGCUGCCAAGAACGCUGUUGUCCGCAGUCUCCCAUCCGUCGAGACUCUCGGUAGCUGCAGCGUCAUCUGCUCCGACAAGACCGGUACUCUGACCACCAACCAGAUGAGCGUCAACAAAUUAGUCUAUCUGAAUGAAUCCGGCAGCGACCUCGAGGAGUUUGACGUUGAAGGCACGACUUUCUCCCCAGAGGGUAAAGUCCGUUUCCAGGGGACUCAGGUUACUGACCUUGCUGCCACAUCCUACACCGUGGAGCAAAUCGCUGAAAUAUCUGCUUUGUGUAACGAUGCUCAACUCGCACUGGACGACAAGACUGGCAUCUACUCUAGCGUCGGUGAGCCCACCGAGGGCGCUCUUCGUGUUCUGGUCGAGAAGAUUGGCACCCCAGAGUCCUCAAAGAAGGCCCAAAACGGAAACUCCGCACUCGCAGACCCGCUCAGCAAGUCCAGCUCCUGGUAUGAACGCAGAGCUCCUCGUUUGGCAACAUAUGAAUUCUCGAGAGACCGCAAGAGUAUGUCUGUCCUUGUGGGCGACAAGAACUCUCAGCGUCUGUUGGUUAAGGGAGCCCCUGAGGCUAUCAUCGAACGUUGCACCCAUGCCGUCCUUGGCGCUAAUGGCAAGAAGGUCAAGUUGACUAAGAAACUCUCUGAGCUACUCCUGAAAGAGGUUGUUGACUAUGGUAACCGUGGACUUCGCGUCAUUGCUCUCGCAAGCGUUGAAGAUGUCGAAUCGAACCCGCUUCUCAAGAAGGCCAAGACUACCGAAGAUUAUCUCAAGCUCGAGCAAAACCUGACUCUCGUUGGACUCGUUGGCAUGUUGGACCCCCCGCGACCAGAGGUUGCUGGCUCGAUCAAGAAGUGCAAGGAAGCUGGUAUCAGAGUCAUUGUCAUCACUGGAGAUAACCGCAACACUGCUGAGACCAUCUGCCGUCAAAUUGGCGUCUUUGGCCCUCACGAGGACCUGACUGGAAAGAGCUACUCUGGACACGAAUUCGAGAAGCUUAGCGAAAGCGAACAACUGGAGGCUGUUAACAGGGCUUCAUUGUUCUCCCGUGUUGAACCAACCCACAAGCUAAAGCUCGUCGAGCUCCUCCAAGCUCAUGGCGAGGUUGUGGCAAUGACUGGCGAUGGUGUCAAUGAUGCCCCAGCUCUCAAGAAAUCUGAUAUCGGUGUUGCCAUGGGAUCCGGAACUGACGUCGCCAAAUUGGCUUCCGACAUGGUCUUGGCCGACGACAACUUUGCAACCAUCGAGGUGGCCAUCGAGGAGGGCCGUUCGAUCUACAACAACACCCAGCAAUUCAUCCGCUAUCUCAUCUCGUCCAACAUCGGCGAGGUCGUGUCCAUCUUCCUGACCGCCGCCAUCGGCAUGCCCGAAGCCCUGAUCCCCGUCCAGCUCCUCUGGGUCAACCUCGUCACCGACGGCCUCCCCGCCACCGCCCUCUCCUUCAACCCCCCCGACCACGACAUCAUGAAGCGCAAGCCCCGCCGCCGCAACGAGCCGCUCAUCAGCGGCUGGCUCUUCUUCCGCUACAUGGUGAUCGGGAUCUACGUCGGGCUCGCCACCGUCGCCGGCUACGCCUGGUGGUUCAUGUAUAACCCUGAGGGCCCGCAGAUCAGCUUCUACCAGCUCACGCACUUCCACCAGUGCUCGGAGAAGUUCGCGGAUCUGGGAUGCCAGAUGUUCUCGAAUGAUAUGGCCAAGUCCGCAUCUACUGUCUCGUUGUCGAUCUUGGUCGUCAUUGAGAUGCUCAAUGCUAUGAAUGCCUUGUCGUCGAGCGAGUCGCUGCUUACCCUCCCGCUGUGGGAGAAUAUGAUGCUCGUUUAUGCGAUUGCGUUGUCGAUGGCUCUGCAUUUUGCGCUGCUGUAUACGCCGUUCUUGCAGACGCUGUUUUCGAUUCUGCCGUUGAAUAUGAAUGAGUGGUAUGCUGUCUUGGCUAUUAGUGCGCCUGUUAUCUUGAUUGAUGAGGUGUUGAAAUUUGCUGAGAGGCAGAUUUAUAUUGAGACGAGCUACGCUGAGCCAAAACCGAAGAAGGAGUAGAAUAAUAUAUAGGGGACAAUGUGUACAUUGUAUCAUCAUCAUUUUGCAUAGUAGACAUAGAUUUAAAUGCACAACGUAUCAAGCAAG